AUGGUACAGAGUUACCAUAUAAGUGGUCCAUCCACUGGACGAGUAACAAUAAACCGUGAUGGGUCUUUGCUGUUAAAGAAGGUCACCAAGAGAGAUGCAGGAAUCUACACCGUAGCAGUGGAAAAAGAAAAUUCCCAAACAUUAAUAGGAUAUGUGAAGCUAAGUGUAUACCGGCAUGUGAGAAAGCCCACCCUCCGAAUCAGCAACACCACAGCCACAGAGGAUAAGGAUGCUGUGGUCUUUACCUGCUACUCAAAUGCGCACACCAUCCAGUGGUUGUUCAAUGGCACAGAACUGCAGCCCACAGAGCGAAUGAAGCUGUCCCAGGACCACAGAAGCCUCACCAUAGACCCAGUCAAGAGGGAAGAUGCUGGAAAUUACCAGUGUGAAGCCUCCAACCCCAUCAGUUCUGUUGCAAGUGUGGCUCUUGAGCUGAAUGUGAAAUUUGAGUGACUCUU
Phyllostomus discolor (pale spear-nosed bat) is the source of this 458-nucleotide messenger RNA. Its product is annotated as carcinoembryonic antigen-related cell adhesion molecule 21-like. Gene Ontology annotation, biological process: heterophilic cell-cell adhesion. Lineage: Eukaryota; Metazoa; Chordata; Mammalia; Chiroptera; Phyllostomidae. The record is from RefSeq and is a predicted model, not a curated record. The transcript is spliced from 3 exons. Gene Ontology annotation, cellular component: cell surface. Bases 1 to 453 code for a protein of 150 amino acids.